Thecamonas trahens ATCC 50062 is the source of this 1456-nucleotide messenger RNA. RefSeq names its product DnaJ domain-containing protein. The transcript has a single exon. The coding region runs from base 44 to 1084 and encodes 346 amino acids. Gene Ontology annotation, molecular function: protein-folding chaperone binding. Lineage: Eukaryota; Apusomonadida; Apusomonadidae. The record is from RefSeq and is a predicted model, not a curated record. Gene Ontology annotation, cellular component: cytosol.
GGUCACAACCAGUGUGCAGUACUCAAUACCGUUGGCAACACAGAUGGGUAAGGACUACUAUGCUAUUCUCGGCGUCGGGCGCGACGCCGAUGACAACGCGCUCAAAAAGGCGUACCGCAAGCUCGCCCGCAAGUGGCACCCAGACCGACCUAAUGGGGAUAAGGUCAAGUUCCAGGAGGCGUCAACGGCCUUUGAGGUGCUCUCAGAUCCCAAGACGCGUCAGAUCUACGAUGCGUACGGCGAGGACGGUCUCAAGCACGGCGUGCCCGGGCCGUCGGCCGGUGGCGGCGGCGGCGGCAUGCCUGGCGGCUUUGGCGGCAUGCCCGGCGGCUUUUCGUUCUCGAUGGGCGGCAACGGCGGCGGUGGCUUCCAGCCCACUGACGCCGAGGAGCUCUUCCGCCGGAUGUUUGGCGGCGGCGGGCUCGAGGAGAUGUUCGGUGGCAUGGGUGGGAUGGGCGGGAUGGGCGGCGGAUCGCGGUCAAGCUCGCGCCGCGGCUCGGCCCGCUCUCAGGGCCCGCCGCAAAAGGCGCCGACCAUUGUCCGCGACCUGCCAUGCUCGCUCGAGGAGCUGUACAGCGGCAAGACCAAGAAGCUCAAGAUCACACGCAAGAUCAUCGACGGCUCUGGCGGCCGGCGCGACGAGUCCAAGGUCCUCAACAUCGACGUCAAGCCGGGAUGGAAGGCCGGAACCAAGGUGACGUUCCCGGAGAGUGGCGACGUCCGUCCGGGCGUUGUUCCCGCUGACGUCCAGUUUGUGGUUCGUGAGAAGCCGCACUCGACGUUUAAGCGGGUUGGCGACUGCCUCGAGACCACUGUCCGCGUUCCGCUCGCCGCCGCGCUCACCAAGUCGGCCCGCUUCUCGCUCGAGACCCUCGACGGCCGCACCAUCACCAUCGAGCCCGAGUCGGUCAUCACACCCAACACCCGCCACCGGGUCGCCGGCGAAGGCAUGCCGCGCCGCGCAAAGGACGGCCCGCGCAAGGGCGACCUCAUCGUCAAGUUUGACGUCGACUUUCCCACCGCAAGGCUCGAGUCGCUGAGCGAGGCGCAGCGGAACCAGCUGAUGGCUCUGCUACGCCCGUAGCCGCAUCCUGUCAUGUCGUCCGCGUCGUCGGUUCCACCACGACCUUGUCCAGUUGCCGUGCCUUCUUGGACUCGCGCGCAUCGUCGCUCGGCUCUAGAGCGUCGGGCUUGGGUAGCGCCCGCUUGCGUGAGAGCGGCGGCGCCGAGGCGCCGGCGUCAGGCACAUGCCGCUUAAUCCACGGAUGCGUGUAGAUGGAUCGGAGCGGGAGCCGCUUCCGCGGGUCGAGAGUGAGUAGCGCCUUGACAAGGUCGAUAGCGUCGGGCGAGAUGGUGGCCCAGACGGCGGCCUCGAACGAGAUCAUGCCUUGGGUGAUCUGGGUGUAGAUGGGAAUCUUGCGCUCUUCGUAAAACGGCGGAAUGCCCGAGAGAACAA